AUGAACUCGAACGCACAAUGCUUUGCACAGCUGGAGCAGGGCGUCAAGCUGCCCUCGAUAAGGAGUCUUCUGGACUCAAUCGGCGCGGAGCAGGAGGGCGGCGCGGAGACGCGACGCCCGCUGCCGGCGCUGGCGCUGCCGGCACUGGCGUCGACGUUGCCGGAGCGGCAGCAACAGCCGGACAACCAGCUCAGCCAACCACGCAACCAACAGCCUGGCCAGCAGCCGAACAACCUUCAGCUCAGCCAUCCACACAACCAACAGCCUAGCCAGCAGGCCCCGAGCGCUGCGCGGCGCGCGGCCGCGCCGCCACGGCGUAACAACCUGCCCAAGGAGACCGUCGAGAUCCUUAACGCGUGGCUCGCGUCGCAUCUCAACAACCCGUACCCGUCGCCGCAGGAGAAACGCGAGCUGCUCGUGCAGACGGGCCUCAGCAAGGUCCAGCUCAGCAACUGGUUCAUCAACGUGCGGCGCCGCAAGGUGUUCAGCGACUACUACCAGAUGUCGCGCGCGCGGCGGGCCGGCGCGCCAGACGAGGCGACGGACGCGGUGGGCGCCGCGGGCGCGCCGACCGCCACAGACGCGGACCUCGAGCUGCGGUUCCAGGCCGCGCCACUGACGCGGCGCAAGAAGCUCAUCGAUCGACUCGACGAGCUCAAAAAGGCGUCACAGGACAGCGCACGGCAGUGCCGUGGCCCCUACUAG
Messenger RNA from Lachancea thermotolerans CBS 6340, 705 nucleotides. It is a transcript of the gene CUP9, whose product is annotated as Cup9p. NCBI's taxonomy places the organism in Eukaryota, Fungi, Ascomycota, Saccharomycetes, Saccharomycetales, Saccharomycetaceae. Bases 1 to 705 code for a protein of 234 amino acids. The record is from RefSeq and is a predicted model, not a curated record. Gene Ontology annotation, biological process: regulation of DNA-templated transcription. Gene Ontology annotation, molecular function: DNA binding. The transcript has a single exon.